Molecule: messenger RNA, 5029 nt
Organism: Phascolarctos cinereus (koala)
Lineage: Eukaryota; Metazoa; Chordata; Mammalia; Diprotodontia; Phascolarctidae
Gene: KCNT2
Product: potassium sodium-activated channel subfamily T member 2
Biological process (GO): potassium ion transmembrane transport
Cellular component (GO): plasma membrane
Molecular function (GO): intracellular sodium-activated potassium channel activity; outward rectifier potassium channel activity
Source: RefSeq, a predicted model, not a curated record
UAGGGCUUGGCGGCGUAUCCGAGACUGAAAAAAAUAGCUUCCCCCUCCCCAGCCAGACUCCCCUACCAGCUGCGCGGAGCCUAACCUAAAGCUUGGUCCGGGCUGACCUGAGGGAGUUGCAGCCGGGAGCGCCAGGCGAGGGGUGGAGAGGGAGCUCACCUGCUGCUCCCUGAAGUGCUUCCCCCUCCCAGCCCCGCCCCUACCUUUUCCUGAAGACCCUUUCCCCAUCUCCCCUGUGCUACACGCCUGCCCCCCAGAAGUAACUUUUGCACUCUCUCCUAGCCCCCGGUCCUCUUUACCAGAGGCUGCGGCAAGCACGAGCCCGGGGGCUGCUAGAAGGGCUGGCUGCCUCUCGCCAGAGUCCCACUUUCCUCCUGGGCUUGGUUUGCAUCACCCCUAUCUUACCCUCGGUUUCGAGGAACCUGCCCUGCUCCCUCUCAUUACAGGCUUCCGGCUGGUGACUAUUCCACCCCCCCCACCCCUUUUCAUCCUCUCUUAUUAGACCUUUUCCUUUUAUUUUUCCUCCCUCUCCUUUCUGUUCCCACCCCCCUUUAUUUUUUCCCCUUUGGCUGGAAAAGGAUGGUUGACUUGGAGAGCGAGGUUCCCCCUCUGCCCCCAAGAUACAGGUUUCGGGAUUUGCUGCUAGGGGAUCAAGGGUGGCAGAACGACGACAGAGUACAAGUUGAAUUUUAUAUGAAUGAAAAUACAUUCAAAGAGAGGUUAAAAUUAUUUUUCAUCAAAAAUCAGCGAUCAAGUCUAAGAAUACGCUUGUUCAAUUUUUCCCUCAAGGUAUUAAGCUGCUUAUUAUAUAUAAUUCGAGUACUUCUGGAUCCUCCACCACAAGGAAAUAAAUGGUAUCAUAUCUUUUGGGUCACAAGAUGUCUACCAUUAUGGGGCUUACAGGUUUCAGUGGCCUUGAUAAGUCUCUUUGAAACAGUGUUACUUGGUUACCUGAGUUAUAAGGGAAAUAUCUGGGAGCAGAUUUUACGCAUCCCCUUCAUCCUGGAAAUCAUUAAUGCUGUCCCCUUCAUCAUCUCAAUAUUCUGGCCUUCCUUAAGAAAUCUAUUCAUCCCUGUCUUUCUAAAUUGUUGGCUUGCCAAACAUGCUUUGGAAAAUAUGAUUAAUGAUCUUCAUAGAGCCAUUCAGCGGACACAAUCAGCAAUGUUUAAUCAAGUUUUGAUUUUAAUAUCCACAUUACUUUGUCUUAUCUUCACCUGUAUUUGUGGAAUUCAGCAUCUUGAGCGAGCAGGGAAGAAACUGACUCUCUUUGACUCCCUUUAUUUCUGCAUUGUGACCUUUUCUACUGUGGGCUUUGGGGAUGUCACACCUGAGACAGCGCUCUCCAAGCUUUUCGUUGUCAUUAUGAUCUGUGUUGCUCUUGUAGUCUUACCCAUACAGUUUGAACAGCUGGCCUUUUUGUGGAUGGAGAGACAGAAGUCUGGUGGAAACUACAGUCGUCACAGAGCUCAGACAGAGAAGCAUGUUGUCCUGUGUGUUAGCUCCCUGAAGAUUGAUUUACUUAUGGAUUUUUUAAAUGAGUUUUAUGCUCAUCCAAGACUACAGGAUUAUUAUGUGGUAAUUUUAUGUCCAACUGAAAUAGAUAUUCAGGUUCGAAGAGUCCUUCAGAUUCCAAUGUGGUCCCAAAGAGUCAUCUACCUACAAGGUUCAGCCCUGAAAGAUCAGGAUCUAUUGAGAGCAAAGAUGGAUGAUGCUGAGGCUUGUUUCAUCCUAAGUAGUCGAUGUGAAGUCGACCGGACAUCAUCAGAUCACCAAACAAUUCUGAGGGCAUGGGCAGUUAAAGAUUUUGCUCCAAAUUGUCCUUUGUAUGUCCAGAUACUGAAGCCUGAAAACAAAUUCCACAUCAAAUUUGCUGAUCAUGUUGUCUGUGAAGAGGAGUUUAAGUAUGCCAUGUUAGCUUUAAACUGCAUAUGCCCAGCAACUUCUACCCUUAUCACACUAUUGGUCCAUACCUCUAGAGGACAAGAGGGCCAACAGUCACCUGAACAGUGGCAGAAGAUGUAUGGAAGAUGCUCUGGUAAUGAAGUGUACCACAUUAUCAUGGAAGAAAGUACAUUUUUUGCUGAAUAUGAGGGAAAGAGUUUCACAUAUGCCUCUUUCCAUGCACACAAAAAGUUUGGUGUCUGCUUGAUUGGUGUUAGGAGGGAAGAUAAUAAAAACAUUUUGCUAAAUCCAGGUCCGCGUUACAUUAUGAACGCUACAGACACGUGCUUUUACAUUAAUAUCACCAAAGAAGAAAAUUCAGCAUUUAAGAACCAAGACCAGUUAAGAAGAAACAAUGCAUCAAGGUCAUUUUAUCAUGGGCCUUCCAGGUUACCAGUGCAUAGUAUAAUUGCCAGUAUGGGUACUGUGGCUAUUGACUUACAAGAUACAAGCUGUAGAUCUGCGAGUGGCCCUAACUUGGCUCUUCCUCCAGAGGGGAGCAAAGACACCAGGAGACCUAGUAUAGCUCCUGUUUUGGAGGUUGCAGACACAUCAUCAAUUCAAACAUGUGACCUUCUAAGUGAUCAGUCUGAAGAUGAAACAACACCAGAUGAAGACAUUUCUACCAAUUUAGAGUAUGCUAAAGGCUACCCCCCUUACUCUCCAUAUAUAGGAAGUUCUCCCACUUUUUGUCAUCUCCUUCAUGAAAAAAUUCCAGUUUGCUGUCUAAGAUUAGACAAGAGUUGCCAACAUAACUAUUAUGAGGAUGCAAAAGCUUAUGGAUUCAAAAAUAAGCUAAUUAUUGUUGCAGCUGAAACUGCUGGAAAUGGAUUGUAUAAUUUUAUUGUUCCUCUCAGGGCAUAUUAUAGACCAAAGAAAGAACUUAAUCCCAUAGUCUUGCUAUUGGAUAAUCCGCCAGAUAUGCAUUUUCUGGAUGCCAUCUGUUGGUUUCCAAUGGUUUACUACAUGGUGGGCUCUAUUGACAACUUAGAUGACUUGCUUAGGUGUGGAGUGACCUUUGCUGCUAACAUGGUGGUUGUGGAUAAAGAGAGUACUAUGAGCGCAGAGGAAGACUACAUGGCAGAUGCCAAAACUAUUGUAAAUGUGCAAACUCUCUUCAGGUUGUUCUCAAGUCUAAGUAUUAUCACAGAACUCACUCACCCAGCCAACAUGAGAUUUAUGCAGUUCCGGGCCAAAGACUGUUACUCUCUUGCUCUUUCCAAACUGGAAAAGAAAGAACGGGAGAGAGGCUCUAAUUUGGCAUUUAUGUUUCGACUGCCUUUUGCUGCUGGGAGAGUUUUUAGCAUCAGUAUGUUGGAUACACUUUUGUAUCAGUCAUUUGUGAAGGAUUAUAUGAUUUCUAUCACCAGACUUCUGUUGGGGUUGGAUACCACACCAGGAUCAGGAUUUCUUUGUUCUAUGAAAAUCACGGAGGAUGAUCUGUGGAUCAGAACAUAUGCCAGACUUUACCAGAAGCUAUGUUCUUCUACAGGUGAUAUCCCCAUUGGAAUCUACAGGACUGAAUCACAAAAACUUAGAACAUCUGAGUCACAAAUAUCAAUCAGUGUAGAAGAUUGGGAAGACACCAAAGAUACCAAAGAGCAAAGUCACCAUCGCAACAACCACCGUAAUUCAACAUCUAGUGACCAAUCAGAUCACCCGUUGCUGAGGCGAAAGAGUAUGCAGUGGGCACGUAGGCUCAGUAGAAAAGUUCCAAAGCAUUCUGGUAAAACAGCUGAAAAAAUAAGCCAACAGCGACUGAACCUGUAUAGGAGAUCAGAACGACAAGAGCUUGCUGAACUAGUGAAAAACAGAAUGAAGCACCUGGGUCUCACUACAGUGGGAUAUGAUGAAAUGAAUGAUCGCCAAGGCACCCUUUCAUACAUCCUGAUCAAUCCUUCUCCUGACACAAGACUGGAAGUUAAUGAUGUUGUGUAUUUAAUUCGACCAGAUCCCUUGGCAUACCUUCCAAACAGUGCACCCAGCCGAAAAAGUAGCAUCUGUAAUACCACUGGACCUGACACUCGAGAAGAAACACAGCUUUGAUACACUUCAUAAUAAAAAACACUAUUUUUCUACAGAGUACCUUGAUUCCAUCAAUACUACUUCUACAGAAAAAAAUGCUGCUGGCAUGAAAUAAAUAGGGUAGAAUAUAAUUUAUUCUAUUCUACUAACAAAACCCACCGUGAAUCUUAGAUUAUCUUGAAAGCUAUGUUCCAGUUAUCAAUUCCAUUUUUUUCCAAUGGAUAUUUAAAAGGCAUUAGUGGAGUGACUCCAAAGAGCAAGAUUAAGAUACAAGAACAAAUAUGAAAUUUAUCAAGGCUUCAAUAUUGGUCCUGACAAAUACAAGCAACUAAAAAAAAAGUUUAAUGGAAGGAAACAGAAAAUCAAAAUACCUAACAUACUACACAUAGUAAAUUAUUGCUGCUUAAAAAGACAUUAAAUGUACCAAGAUGUGUUCUUUAAAUCUAUCUCACAAAAAAGAAAAUUUCCCAGCAAUGUCUGUUGCCUACAAACCCAGAAGCAAACUAUGUCAUGUGUGAUUGUUGUUAUCAAAAUCAUAGCUUCAGUUAGAAUACUUAUCUUAUAGCUUUUUUUGUCUGUCUUUUCCCAUGACAAUAUAUUCAUUUUGGAAUUGCACUAAAACUCUCUGCAGCAUGCCUUAUUGCUCACAUAAAGAAGCCAGGGGAUAAAGAAAAAGGAAGGGAAACAUGAUGUACGUGACUUUUCUUUUUAUAAUUGUGUUAAGACAUAUUUACAUAUGCCAAGAAAACAAAGAUUGAGCAGAAAAAUAAAAUGCUGGAUGGCCACAUAUAGGACCUUAGAGUGGAAAUGUUAGGUUAGUUUUCUGACAGUAUACUAAACUUAUCUUCAUUUGGCUUUUGUGCUUCAGAAUUCUUCAUCUGUCUACAUAUAAUUCAUUAGAAAGAAGUAGAUUGAAAUUUGAAGAGCAAAUGCAGAAUUAUUUCACUGUGCAUUUUUUUAAAAAAAAUUUGGAGUAUGUUUCAAAUUAUUGAAAGAACUCCUUUAUGUCUUUGGUAUUUAAAUAACCAUAAUAAUAAUAAUAAUUAUAAUAAUAAAAACUUGU